UCGCUGGUUCUCCGCUCGCCAAUCGCUUGUUUAAAUUGCUUUUCUAAUUAAUGCGCUGGGCAAAUAUUUGCCAGUGCAUGUGUUGUAAUAAAAAGAAGCUCCAAGUUCCUGCUUUCUUGGAGGCUACUUUGAUUUCGUUUCUUUCCGGCGGUCGUGUCGCGCGUGUUUCUCGCCCUACGAGUAUAUUGCCUCGAUUCUCCGGUCCGGUCGAGUGGUCGAUUCAAUAUACACAGCUCCUCAAUCUCUUUGGCCCAUUCGCGUUUCUCUUUGGCUGUCACUUCGAGUCAAGAACCCAGUGGAUACGUCAUCGUUUGAUUGCGUCAGCAGUCGCUCUUUGCUCGAAGCUUUUUUCGUUUUUUUGUCUCGCGCUUUUUCAGUCAGUUUUGUUUUGGUUCGGUAUUCUGCCACCGGUUGAAAUGAGCAGCGAUUUGGAUGUGCUGGAUGUGGUGGCCAGCAACGAGGGGCCUCCCCUGCAGGCCUUCCGUUCCAGCAAUCCCUUUGACGAGUCUGAUGAGAUGUCCUCCUCCCAGCAGGACUUGGAAAAGGAGCGGGAUGGCAAUCACACGCCGUUGCAUAUGCUGCGCCGUGCCAGCGAAACGGUGACCGCCAGCAUCCUGGAGCCCGAAAAGGAGCACCUGCUGGGCGGUCGGCCCCAGGCUCCUCCCCGCACCCACGGAACCUCCAUUCUGAGUGCCCCUGAAGCAAAGCGCAGCAGACAGCAGCAAAAUCAGUGGCAGCUGCAACAGCAGCAGCAGCAUCAGCAGAGGAGCAACAACAACGCGGCAGUGGGGCCAGGUGACAACAUGACACAAGGAGCUAAAAACGGCAGUGCAGCGCCGCAGGACUCGCAAGGCGACAUCCUGCCCACCCGCCCCCUGCAUACCAAAUUAGACAUACAGAAAAUCCCGGAGGACGCGGGUGGUGGUGGUGGUGGAGGAAGUGGAAGGGGGGAAGGAGGAGGAGACGCCGCACAAAACGCUGCAACAAUAAUUUUAACGCCGACAUCAUUAAAUUUAACAAAUACAACACAAAAUGUUGCCGGCAACAAUGCGGGCAACUCAAACUCCAACUCCGGCUAUCCAACUCCGGGCGGAGUCCGUGGCGACGAGUACAAAGGGCCAAAAUGGUGGCUCCAUUUCCGUUCGCAUUGGGUGAACAUUUCCGAACAGGUGGCCCUGUUGGCCAUCUUUCUGGGUCUGUGGGCCAUGGCCUUCGUCCUGCUGCCAGAUUAUGCGCAGCCACAGACCGUCAUCAUGCGGAUUGCAUUCCUGUUCGUGGGAGCCCAGAUCACGGGCAUUCUGGUGACCUUCGUUCACCUGCCCGACAUGCUUGGCAUGCUCUUCUUCGGCGUGCUGUACGCCAAUCUCGGCCUGGCCAACUUCCAGGGCUAUCAGAAGUUCGAGCUGUUUCUCAGGGAAAUGGCCCUGAUCAACAUCAUGCUGCUGGCUGGCCUCGGACUGGAUGGCGAUGCCUUCAAGCGGCUGUGGUUCAUGAUUCUCCGCCUGACCCUUCUGCCCACGAUUGUGGAGGUGGCGGCCAUCGCCGGACUGGCCUACCUUACGCUCUCGAUGUCCUGGCUGUGGGGCAUCGCCUUGGGCCUGGUCAUCACCGCCGUCUCCCCGAACGUGGUCGUCACCGUGAUGCUGAAGCUCAAGGAGGACCGGCUCGGCCUGAACAGCGGCAUCCACACGCUCAUCUACGCCAUGACCACAUGCAACGAUGUGGUGGCCAUCUUCAUGUUCGGCGUGAUAAUCAGCGUAAUAUUCUCAACGACCUCGCUCACCCAACAAGUUCUGCAGGGUCCCAUUGGCAUCGGGAUUGGACUCGUUUUUGGCUAUCUCUACGGCUCGAUGCUCCAGUACUUGCCGUCGCGGAACGCGACGUACGCAAAUGGGCUCCGCUUCGUCUUGACCGUCUUGGGCGGCACCAUUGCCGUGAUGGGCAGCCGCGUCAUCGGUUAUACGUCGGCCGGGGCUCUGGGAUGUGUGACGACCGCCUUCAUUGCGAGGAUUGGCUGGCGGCGGGAGGAGGCCAGACUGACGCCCCAACAGCUGCAGGCCCAGCAGAUUGCGAGUGUGCCGAAGCGUCUGGACCUCAUGUGGAAGUUCCUCAAGCCCGUCUCGUUUGCGCUCAUCGGCAAGGAAAUUAAUUUCAACGUGCUGCAGGGCCAUGUAAUCGGUUAUGGCGCCUUGUUGGUGCUCGUCGGAAGUUUGUUUCGCCUGGCUUUUGCAUAUUUAUCCACAUAUGGCGGAAAUCUGUCGAGAAAGGAACGUGCCUACAUUACAAUUUCCGGUUUUCCCAAAGCAACUGUCCAAGCCGCCUUGGGUCCAGUGGCUUUGGACUUGGCACGUGCUGCCAGGGUGGCGAAUGAAGAACAGCUGGCUUUGGCCAGCAAUGUGCUGAUCAUCUCUGUCCUGGCGAUUAUAUUCACCGCACCGUUGGGCGCCAUUCUAAUGCUGCGACUGGCGCCAUAUUGGCUCAAACACGGCGAUGCAGUGGAGGCGGUGGACUCACCCACAACGCCCACUGCCACGCCCCCGGCGAACAACGAUUCCGUUAAAAGGACCUAGCGGCAGCUUGACCCACGCAUCCGGAGUUAAUCCCGGCCAAAAGUUUUAAUCCACGCCGUACUUACCUAGCCAUUCUAGCCGUACUUAUACUUACGUGUACUUAGUCGCUUUCGGCAAUGCGCAGUUCAAAUAAAAGUAAAUGCGAAAAGUUA
Drosophila ficusphila is the source of this 2722-nucleotide messenger RNA. RefSeq names its product sodium/hydrogen exchanger 9B2 (gene Nha2). Gene Ontology annotation, cellular component: membrane. Gene Ontology annotation, molecular function: antiporter activity. The record is from RefSeq and is a predicted model, not a curated record. The transcript has 11 exons. NCBI's taxonomy places the organism in Eukaryota, Metazoa, Arthropoda, Insecta, Diptera, Drosophilidae. Gene Ontology annotation, biological process: proton transmembrane transport. Bases 51 to 2570 code for a protein of 839 amino acids.